Cucurbita pepo subsp. pepo (vegetable marrow) is the source of this 2557-nucleotide messenger RNA. Its product is annotated as protoporphyrinogen oxidase 1, chloroplastic. Gene Ontology annotation, biological process: porphyrin-containing compound biosynthetic process. Gene Ontology annotation, molecular function: protoporphyrinogen oxidase activity, oxygen as acceptor. Gene Ontology annotation, cellular component: chloroplast thylakoid. The record is from RefSeq and is a predicted model, not a curated record. Lineage: Eukaryota; Viridiplantae; Streptophyta; Magnoliopsida; Cucurbitales; Cucurbitaceae.
AUGUUCGUUGAGUCGGCAGGUUCUUCAGAAAUACUGUUGUAGAUAACAAAUCCCACAGUGCACUCUGCAUCCUUUCUUCACCUUCGAUUCUCAAUUUCCUCUCCGCCAUGGCCUCCGGCGCCACCCUUCUCACCGACCUCCCAUUCCGGCGCCCUUACCCUCCCACUCUGUUCCGCCCCUCUAACAUUCCUUCUUUCCACCCACUCCACAUUUCUAUCCGAAUCAAUCACCUUCGCCCCAAUUUCAGAUGUUCAAUCGCCGAGCGCUCCACUACUGUUUCAACAUCUGAUGUCUCUGGUCAAUCUUCCAGAGUGGAUUGUGUGGUCGUUGGUGGUGGGAUUUCCGGCCUUUGCAUCGCUCAGGCACUUGCAACAAAGCACCCUGAUGUUGCACCUAACAUCAUCGUCACAGAGGCGAAGGCUCGCGUUGGAGGCAACAUCACUACGGUUGAGAGAGAUGGCUAUCUCUGGGAGGAAGGGCCUAAUAGCUUCCAGCCCUCUGAUCCUUUACUCACUAUGGUGGUGGAUAGUGGCUUGAAAGAUGAUCUAGUUCUGGGAGAUCCGGAUGCACCUCGAUUUGUAUUGUGGAAGGGAAAGCUCAAGCCAGUACCUGCGAAGCCUAAUGAUCUACCUUUCUUUGACCUGAUGAGCCUUGGUGGAAAAAUCAGAGCAGGCUUUGGUGCACUGGGCAUUCGCCCUCCUCCUCCAGGUCGAGAGGAAUCAGUUGAAGAAUUUGUUCGUCGGAACCUUGGUGAUGAAGUUUUUGAACGCUUGAUAGAGCCAUUUUGUUCUGGCGUAUAUGCUGGUGACCCUUCAAAGCUUAGCAUGAAAGCAGCUUUUGGAAAGGUUUGGAAGCUAGAACAAAAUGGUGGUAGCAUUAUUGGUGGGACUUUCAAAGCAUUUCAAGAAAGGAAUAAAGCUACCAAGCCACCAAGAGAUCCACGCCUGCCAAAGCCUAAGGGCCAAACUGUUGGAUCUUUUAGGAAAGGACUUGCCAUGUUGCCAAAUGCUAUUUCUACUUGCUUGGGCAAUAAGGUAAAGUUAUCUUGGAAGCUAUCUAAUAUCAGUAAAGUGGAUGAUGGAGGUUAUAGUUUGACAUAUGAAACACCAGAAGGGCUAGUCUCUAUACUAAGCAGAAGUGUCAUCAUGACAGUCCCUUCUUACGUUGCCAGCACACUGUUGCGUCCAAUCUCGGUGAAAGCUGCAGAUGCACUUUCAAAAUUUUACUAUCCACCAGUCGCAUCAGUGACCAUAUCAUAUCCAAAAGGAGCAAUUAGGAAAGAAUGCUUGAUAGAUGGUGAACUAAAGGGGUUUUGUCAAUUGCACCCUCGCAGCCAGGGGGUGACAACUUUGGGAACUAUAUACAGUUCAUCACUUUUUCCCAAUCGAGCACCAGAUGGAAGGGUAUUACUUUUGAACUACAUUGGAGGAGCUACUAAUACUGAAAUUCUUUCCAAGACAGAGAGCGAACUCGUAGAAGUAGUCGAUCGGGAUUUGAGAAAAAUCCUCAUAAACACAAACGCAGAGGAUCCCAUGUUAUUGAGUGUGAGGGUGUGGCCUCAAGCCAUUCCACAGUUCUUGAUUGGUCAUCUUGAUGUUUUGGAUGCCGCCAAGGCCGGACUGAGAGAAGCUGGAAUGGAAGGGUUGUUUUUAGGUGGAAACUAUGUAUCUGGUGUGGCCUUGGGGCGAUGUGUUGAGGGUGCCUAUGAAGCUGCAACUGAGGUAGCUAGUUUCUUGUCUAAAAAAGUGUAUAAAUAGCUGUUUUUUUUGCUUUCUACCAUUAGGCAUGUGGAAACUGAUAGGCUCUUCAGAAGGAUGGCGAUGUUGCUGUGCUGCAGGUAUGGUUUUAGCUUGAUUUUGUCUUGUUUUAUUGGCGGCAGAAAAAUAGUUGUAAUUCGUUGAGUUCUCUAAAACUGUUCUUAUUGCUUGACUUUCAACGUUCCCCAGUAAUUUAAAAUCAAAGUACAGCUUGGAUUAUUGCAUAAACUGUGGAACCAUGAACAGUUACUUGUUCCAAACCAGUCCAUGGUUUCGGAUCAAAUCUGAAAUUUUUAAAAAUAGAAGGCGAUUGAUAAACAAACAAGUGAAAAGGAGGAACGAUGAUGAAUCUAAAAGGGUUUCUGAUUCUGGCAAUCCAAGUUGGGCCCAGUAUCGACAUUGAAGAGCUUAGCAUAUCUUUGGAAGAAGCCAAUUCGGUCGUUGACUCGGGCAUCGUUGGCAAUCCCACACUCAAGUCCGCCAUUGAUGAUGUUGGUCACUAGUCCAUAUCCUGCAGUUCUGUUUGCCUCUCUAUCGGCCUCUGUGGGAAUGUAUCGGCCGACCAUGACGUCGUGACACGAUGGCUUCGGCUUCUGCUCCGUCAUCCAGAACCACAGCGCUGUCUUGAACGCCGUCGUCGGGUCCUCUGCAACUCUCUCCGGGUUUCUCAGCCCGUCGAAUCCCAGUGCCUCGCCCGCUGGCCCGUAGUUGUCCUCUUCCUUUGUAGGACUUGCCGGGAGAGCAAGGCCACUGCUUAACACUAUCAUCACAAUAGUUACUUUGUGGACUGAUUUCCUCUU